ACACUGUUAAAACGCCGUCCUUCGACGUUUUUUCACACUAAGCCACGACCAAUUAAUGCUUGUUUUGUGAAAAAUUUUAUUUAGUAAAAUAUCCAGAUAUAUUAAAUAAAAUAACAUACCAGAAUGUCCGCAAAGCAAAAUUCGAAGAAGUACAAGUGGGCUCUGGACUUCAACGUCAGCAAAAACGCUGACAUGCCCUCGCCAUUGGGAUAUAAUCCGUCUGCUCUAGUUAACCAGAGCGAGGUGGUUCGUGACCAGCGCCUGGUUAUCAAGAAGUCGUGGGAUCUGGCACUCGGGCCUCUGAAGAAUAUACCCAUGAACCUCUUCAUCAUGUACAUGUCCGGCAACUCGAUUUCAAUUUUUCCCAUUAUGAUGGUGGGCAUGAUGCUGAUACGCCCCAUUAAGGCCAUGUUCACCACACAGGUGACAUCGAAGAUGGCCGAGGGCGCCCAGGGCACGGGUCAGCGCAUAGUAUACUUCCUCGGCAACCUGGCCAACGUUGCUCUGGCCCUCUACAAGUGUCACAGCAUGGGCCUGCUGCCCACACACGCCUCCGACUGGCUGGCUUUUGUCCAGCCGCAGACACGUCUUGAAUAUUACGGCGGAGGGAUAUCUUUCGUUUAGUUCUAAUCUUGUAACACAAUUUUAUUUGAUUAUAGAUACAUUUAUUUAAACAGA
This is a messenger RNA of Drosophila serrata, 678 nucleotides long. RefSeq names its product ER membrane protein complex subunit 4 (gene EMC4). The record is from RefSeq and is a predicted model, not a curated record. Lineage: Eukaryota; Metazoa; Arthropoda; Insecta; Diptera; Drosophilidae.